Eucalyptus grandis is the source of this 1395-nucleotide messenger RNA. RefSeq names its product 2-oxoglutarate-Fe(II) type oxidoreductase hxnY. The transcript is spliced from 7 exons. The record is from RefSeq and is a predicted model, not a curated record. The coding region runs from base 569 to 1138 and encodes 189 amino acids. NCBI's taxonomy places the organism in Eukaryota, Viridiplantae, Streptophyta, Magnoliopsida, Myrtales, Myrtaceae.
GCUAGUUUCAGGAUGUAAAUUUUGUUCCAUCCAAGCAAAAGAUAACACAGAGAUCUUCUGUUUCUCUGAUGGGGUAUUUUGGGCAUUUUCAGUACCCGAUAGUCACCAUCUUCCCCUUCUAUAUGCAUCAGAUAUUGCCAAGUUCUUGUAAUUUUGAAGGUGGCCCAAUGGGAGUUAAAUUGCCUCUGACUUCUGAACUGAAUAUGCUCUCUUGGUCUCUCAUCCUAUCCUAUGUUAGCCAAAGUAAAACUCUUCUGGUUAUUUGUAGUGGCUGAUUAAACAAUUUUGUGGGGUAUUGUUCUAAAGCUACUAUGCUACAAUAUGAACCAGUUAUUUUUAGCCAUCAAGAUUUACCCUUAAUCACACUGACCAAGAGCCUCAACGCAAGUGUCUAAUUGCUUACAGUGGGAUGGCUAAUAUUACAGUCAAUAGGGUCUCCAACUCUAAAUCAUUUGACUUUUAGAUCCAACAGUAAUGCCUAGAUGAUCUUUGUCGCAAGAUUAAGUGUAAUUUCUUGCUAUAAACAAAGUGACAGUAGUCAAUUUCUUAAUUUUUUUUUUAUUUGUAAAUGUGCACACUCAGAAAUGUGGCAAAAGUAAUUACAAGGAUCAUUGCUCUAGCACUUGAUCUGGAGGCUGAUUUUUUUGACAAGCCAGAAAUACUUGGCGAGCCUAUUGCGACCUUGCGCUUGUUGCACUAUGACGGUCUAGUCUUUGAUCCCUCUAAAGGAAUAUAUGGAGCUGGGGCACAUUCGGACUUUGGAUUUAUUACCUUGUUGGCAACAGAUGAUGUCCUAGGUCUCCAAAUUUGCAAGAACAAGGAUGCUAAACCUCCGACAUGGGAAUAUGUGCAACCUAUGAGAGGACCAUUCAUAGUGAAUCUUGGUGAUAUGCUGGAACGAUGGAGCAAUUGUAUUUUCAGGUCCACGCUCCAUCGAGUUAUAGGGAAUGGUCAAGAACGGUAUUCUAUUGCAUCCUUCCUGGAGCCUAACCAUGAUUGUCUCAUUGAGUGCUUGCCAACAUGUAUGUCUGAGGAAAAUCCUCCGAAGUUUCCGCCCAUCCAGUGUCAGACCUACUUGUCCCAAAGAUUAGACGAUACUCAUGCUGAUUUAAAUGUAUACAGAAGGGAAGGAGCUUAGAGUUUGCCAUCCAGAGUGGAAGCCUGUCAACCCGCACUUGCCUGAAGUAGGGGUAUACUUUCAGACCUCGUACGAAUGGGCAUAAUGAACUUAGAGAAGAGCAUCCAAUGGGGUACCUACAUCAUAUACAACCAAUAAUCUGUUUAUGUUUAUGCAUGGAGGCAAUAGUUUAGCCGCUUCCGCCUUAUUUUGCCCCUAAAUUAGCUGUUUGUACAUGCCACACUUUAAGAAAGGAAAUUAAAAGGAAAUGCCACACA